Molecule: messenger RNA, 825 nt
Organism: Monosiga brevicollis MX1
Lineage: Eukaryota; Choanoflagellata; Craspedida; Salpingoecidae
Exons: 8
Coding region: 1-825 (274 amino acids)
Biological process (GO): negative regulation of transcription by RNA polymerase II
Cellular component (GO): Sin3-type complex
Molecular function (GO): histone deacetylase binding
Source: RefSeq, a predicted model, not a curated record
AUGACAACCACUGAGACCGAAUCACUCAACACGACCGACAUGCUGGAAGACGGAGCUCCAAACAAGGAGUAUCACCUCGAAAAGCUGCAGGAAAUCGAGACCGAGUAUACCCGCAUCAAACAAGAAGUACUGGAUAAGAAGAUUGCAGCCGUGAGCGCCGCACUGGACCGACUACAGGAAAACAAACAUGAAGAGGUGCAUGCGCGACUUUUACAGCUUGAAGAUGAAAUCGAAAAACGCAUGAAAGAUGCUGCUCGAAAGCGUGACAAGCAGCUCGAUUCGGCCAAGGCCUGGCUAGACGCAGAACGCAUUGCUUCCAUCAACUCAUACAAGGAACAAUUUCGCUACGCGAUUCGUAACCGUUUCGAUGCCCUCUCUUGUCUGCGCUACAAUCUGAAAUUGGCCAAGCGCGAUAUGGACGCUGAUCCACCUCCAUUCGAAGCUCGUGUGUUCAAGGUCAAGAGUCGGAUUCCCAUCUGGAAUGGAGAUGCAAACCGAGCCUUUGUGCCCUUUGAGCCGGGUACGCAACCGGCCUCGCUUCAGGCCGAGCUGCAUGCGGUCAAGCUCAAGGAGUUGGAAGAGGAACAGAAUAGUGAGGCCAUUCCCUUGGCAGUGGAGAGCAAGGAUGAAGUCAUCUCUACCACCCUGUCCAACGGCCAACCUGCCCGCAAAGCGCGCAAGACCAUUUCCUGGACCGGCCCCUGCAUCAUCUAUCAGCUCCAGGAACACGAGCUGGAGGAUGACCUCCGCCGGAUGGACGUGCGCAUCAAGAAGAAACCGGGCCCCAAGCGCAAGUCCUCCACCACACCAGCUUCUGCCAAAUAG